CUACUACACCUCUGUAAAACAUGUACAUGUACAUGUAGGGCAGCCUGUAUGCACCGCAUCAUGUUUUCUCCACUGGAAGGGCGCCCUAGAGGGUACUUUAUCAUGUUUCAUCUACCACAGCGGCAUCCAAACCACCAAAAGCAAACAUAGUGUUGUGACAGCAGUUGUUGCCUGGUAAGAAACUGUUCAGACUUAAGUGACGCAACAAACUCUCAAAUAUCGGGGGCCAUCAUUCAGCUUAUAACAGCCCACCUCGGGUGAGUGGAGGGAGUUCAUGUCAGUAGAGGCUUAAAAUAACCCUCUGCACUAUGGAGAACCAGACUUUAAGUAUAGACAUUCUACAGCUGGAGGGGUUAAAGGUCAGCCCCCAGUCCUCCAUUCCCGCCUUCAUCCUCCUCCUCCUCAUCUACAUCUUCAUCAUGGUGUCCAACAUCGGCCUGGUAGUCCUGAUCACCAUGGAGAGGAGCCUCCACCAGCCCAUGUAUCUGCUCUUCUGCAACAUGAGCAUUAAUGAUGUUUUUGGGGCCACGACCAUCAUUCCUCGCUUGCUGAGUGACGUUUUUACUCCAGUCACAGAGCGCUACAUCCAUUAUUAUGAGUGUGUGAUUCAGGCCUUCUGUGCUCAUUUUCAUUUAGGCGUCUCUCACACUGUGCUCAUGAUCAUGUCCUUUGACCGCUACGUGGCCAUCUGCAACCCCCUGCGUUACGCCACCAUCAUGACCAGCAGGAUGGUGGUGAAGCUGUCGGUGUCGGCCUGGAUGGUGGUUUUAUUGAUGGUGUCGAUCCUCGUGGGCCUCAGUGUCCGCCUGUCACGCUGCAGGGCAGUUAUUUUGAACCCGUUUUGCGAUAACGCCUCCUUGUUCAAGCUGUCCUGUGAAAGUAUCCUCAUCAAUAACAUCUACGGCCUCGGCUACACGGCAGUCAUGCUGGGCUCCUCCAUCUGCAGCGUCACUCUCACCUACCUGAAAACUGCUGCAGAGUGUGUGCUCAGUAAAAACAAGGUUCUGAACAGCAGGGCGCUGCAGACCUGUGCCACCCACCUGGCUGCGUACAUCAUCAUGUUUGUGUCUGGCUUCAUCCCUGUCAUCCUCCAUCGUUUCCAGGACUUUUCAGACGAAAGGAAGCUAGCAUCCAUCUUGUUCCAUGUGGUCCCUCCUACUAUGAACGCUGUUAUCUAUGGACUGCAAAUCAAAGCUGUCAGACAAAAAAUAGUCAUCAUGUUUACCAGGAAUACAAUGGUUGUGACAGAGGUGAAAUGACUCAAUAAUGAAUUAAACUUAAAUAUUUGUUAAUUAUUAAUAAAUGCACUUACUGAAAUGUUCAGUCAUGCAAUUAAAAAAACAUUCUCUCUCACUCGCUAUGGCAUGCUGAAAUGUAUUUUUGUUACUUUUCAAAU
Molecule: messenger RNA, 1396 nt
Organism: Siniperca chuatsi (mandarin fish)
Lineage: Eukaryota; Metazoa; Chordata; Actinopteri; Centrarchiformes; Sinipercidae
Product: olfactory receptor 52N5-like
Exons: 2
Coding region: 309-1259 (316 amino acids)
Biological process (GO): G protein-coupled receptor signaling pathway
Cellular component (GO): membrane
Molecular function (GO): olfactory receptor activity
Source: RefSeq, a predicted model, not a curated record